Molecule: messenger RNA, 1221 nt
Organism: Penicillium bovifimosum
Lineage: Eukaryota; Fungi; Ascomycota; Eurotiomycetes; Eurotiales; Aspergillaceae
Gene: rmt2
Product: protein-arginine N5-methyltransferase
Exons: 1
Coding region: 1-1221 (406 amino acids)
Biological process (GO): peptidyl-arginine methylation
Cellular component (GO): cytoplasm; nucleus
Molecular function (GO): protein arginine N5-methyltransferase activity
Source: RefSeq, a predicted model, not a curated record
AUGCCUGAAGUCACCGACGAUACCCCAGUGCACCUCACCGAGAUCGACAUCGACCUCGACGUGCAAGAAAUCCUCCUCGCAGCCUCACAGCACGACCAGUCCAAGCUGCGCCGCCUCCUCCGCACCGAAUCCGGGCUACCAGACGCCGCAAAUGUCAAAGACCCCGAGACCGGCUUCUCACCUUUACACGCCGCGAUUGCCGCCUGCGAGCCCGAAACAGACACCCCCAACGGCCUGGAUGCCGAUACCGUCAAGGCCGCAGUAGAGACAGUCAAGUUCCUACUGCAAGAGGGCGCUAUCUGGAACGACCUCGACAAGAACAAUGAGACACCGGGCUGUAUCGCGCGACGAAUCGGUGCUCUCGAUCUAUACGAGUUGAUCGUGGACGCGGGCGUACGCGCAGAGUUACUGCUGAACCGUCUGGACGCCUACGAGGAGCUGUCUGAUGGCGACGAUGAAGACGAGGAGGUGCAGGUCCAGGCCGAGACCGAACCCGAGACUGAGACAGCACCUGAAUUAGUCGACGCCUCCGCACCCUCCACAGCCACACCGGCUAACCCAGACGUGUCGAACCCACAAUACCUAGAGUCCCGGCUGAACAUCCAGAACGACCGCAUUCUGGACGCAGACCGGAACGGCGUGAUGAUGCGGUGGGAAAGCGAGAUCAUGCGCAAGUCCGCGACGGCACUUCUCCCGACACCGGGACUGAAAGUGCUGAAUAUCGGACACGGGAUGGGUAUUAUCGAUAAGUUUUUCCAGGAGCAAGGGCCGGCUGUGCACCACAUUGUCGAGGCGCAUGAGGAUGUUGUUGUGGAGAUGAAGAAGCGCGGAUGGGACAGCAAGCCUGGUGUUGUUAUUCACCAGGGUCGCUGGCAGGAUAUUCUUCCUGGGCUUGUGGCGGCUGGGGAGACAUUUGAUGCUAUUUACUACGAUACUUUUGCGGAGUCGUAUGGUGAUUUCCGGGAGUUCUUCUCUGAACAGGUUAUUGGGUUGUUGGAGCAGGAAGGUCGGUGGGGAUUUUUCAAUGGGAUGGGUGCUGAUCGACAAAUCUCUUACGAUGUCUACCAGAAGGUGGCGGAAAUGGAUCUGUUCGAGGCUGGGUUUGAUGUGAAGUGGGAGGAUAUUGCUGUGCCCAAGUUGGACGGUGAAUGGGAGGGUGUGCGUCGGGCUUACUGGGUUGUCGAUAACUACAGAUUGCCGCUGUGCAAGUUCAUGGACUAA